Messenger RNA from Sorghum bicolor (sorghum), 1375 nucleotides. RefSeq names its product protein bfr2. Gene Ontology annotation, molecular function: protein binding. Bases 44 to 1087 code for a protein of 347 amino acids. Lineage: Eukaryota; Viridiplantae; Streptophyta; Magnoliopsida; Poales; Poaceae. The record is from RefSeq and is a predicted model, not a curated record. The transcript is spliced from 2 exons.
CGUUCCACGAGCCCACAACCCCCGGCGCUACAGUCUCAGCGCCAUGGACCUUGAGCUCGAAGCCGCGGGCGGCGGCGGAACCAGGGCGGUGUCCCUUUCCGUUGACUCCCCAACGGCUGACCUGGGCCGCGGGGACCUGGGCGGCGGCACCUCCCGGGACCGCACCGUCUCGCGCCGCCACGUGUCCCUCCGCCUUCUCGGUGUCGGCGGCGGCGGGGUCGCGUUCGAGGUCGUGGGCAGGAACCCCGUCGUCGUCGUCCGCUCCGCGGACGGAGGAGACGGAGGCGGAAGCGGGACCAGCAGGGUGUUCCGCCGCGGGGAGAAGGGCGAGCUCCGCGCUGGGGACGCGCUGUCUCUGUCGCUCAAGGCGCCUGCGUUCUGGGCGGUGCGGGCGAGGGAGCGGCACGGGGACGCGGAUGCGGAUGUGGAACCCGCCGUGCUGGACGCCGUGGCGAGGCGGGAGAGGCGGACGAAGGAGCGGAAGGAGAGGGAGAGUGAGAGGCGAGCUGCGGAGGAGGCUAUGGAGGUCACCGAAGUGGAAGAAGGGGGAGCGUUGGACUCUGAUGUGGAGGGUUUCGACAUCGAUUUAGCAGACAUAGAUCCAGUAAGAGAAUUUGGGUUCUUGUCGAUGGGCCAUGAAUUUGACAGCUACCCAAAGGGAAGGAUUCGUGCUCCAAAGGAUUGGAAUUGGUUUCUAGAGGAAACAAAGAGGAGCUCUGACGAUGAAGCCAGCAGCAGCAAGAGAGGUAGAUCGAAAGGUCAGAGUUGGAGCAAGAAGAAAGAUAGAGAAGGCCAAGAUGAAGACUGGACUGGUGAGAGUGAGGAUGAAAAGGAGUCCCUGGCAAGAGUUCCUAGUGUUAAGAGACCAAAGUAUGCAACAAGAUCUAAAGGUCCAAAAAAGCCUAGUAAGGAAAACUCAAAGGUUGGAAGUGGCAAAAGCAUGGAUGAAGAUGAAGGGGCCGAGGAUGAAGAGGAUGAGCAGGAUGAAACUCUGGGAGGUUUUUUAGUUAAUGACGAGGAUGACGAGCCUCUAGAAGAGCUGAACGAUGAAGAGGAGGAAUUUGAUGAUGAGGAAGACGAUGAUUGAUAACCACGCCAAAAAUUAAUCUUCUCAGUGAUGAACUGAUACUGACAAGUGACAAGUAGCGUGUUUGUUCUCCAUUGAACUUGUGUAAAAAUGAUGUGUGACAUCUGUUGGGAGUGUUGUUGCUUCUGAAAAACUGACGUUUUUGUUCGCAGCUGUUAGACUGGUACAUCUAUCUGUUUGUUCCCUUGGCUGCCCAUCUCAACGGUGACCUGAAUUUUCGCUCGCAUGUGCUGCCAUGCUGCGACAUGGGCCACGAGCCUGCAUGAAAGCAAUUCCGUUUCCGUUUGA